AUGGCAUACACACCAAGAGGAGGUGCUCGUGGCGGCGACCGUGGCGGACGUGGAGGUUUCGGCGGGGGAAGAGGUGGUGAUCGUGGUGGUCGCGGAGGCUUUGGAGGAAGAGGUGGUGGUAGAGGUGGUGGAGACCGUGGAGGACGUGGAGGUGGCCGUGGUGGUGGAAGAGGAGCUCCUCGUGGAGGACGUGGUGCCCCAAGAGGACGUGGAGGUGCUGGUGGAGCCAGAGGUGGUGCUAAGACCAUUGUCGAGCCCCAUCGUCAUGAAGGAAUUUUCGUCGCUCGUGGUAAGGAAGAUAUGUUGGUCACCAAGAACCUUAGCCCAGGUGAAUCCGUAUACGGCGAGAAGCGCAUCAGUGUCGAGAACGCCGGCCCAGCCAACGAGGAUGGUACCCCAAGCACCACCAAGGUCGAAUACCGUGUCUGGAAUCCUUUCAGAAGUAAGAUUGCCGCAGGUGUUCUUGGUGGUAUGGAUGAGAUUUUCAUCAAACCUGGUGCUAAGGUCCUUUACCUUGGUUCCGCUUCCGGAACUUCAGUUUCCCAUGUUGCUGAUAUCGUUGGACCUACGGGAACUGUUUUCGCCGUCGAAUUCUCCCACAGAUCUGGCCGUGAUCUUAUCAACAUGGCUACCCACCGCACAAACGUCAUCCCAAUUAUUGAGGACGCUCGUCACCCACUUAAAUACAGAAUGUUGGUCUCCAUGGUCGAUGUCAUCUUCGCUGAUGUUGCACAACCUGAUCAAGCCCGUAUUGUUGGUUUGAACGCCCAUUUGUUCUUGAAGGUUGGUGGUGGUAUCUUGGUUUCCAUCAAGGCAUCUUGUAUCGACUCUACCGCUGCACCCGAAGCUGUUUUCGCUAGAGAAGUUCAGAAGUUGAGAGAGGAGAGAAUCAAGCCUUUGGAACAAUUGACCUUAGAACCUUUCGAGAGAGAUCAUUGCAUGGUAUCUGGACGUUACGUUCGAUCCUUGUAA
Molecule: messenger RNA, 972 nt
Organism: Sclerotinia sclerotiorum 1980 UF-70
Lineage: Eukaryota; Fungi; Ascomycota; Leotiomycetes; Helotiales; Sclerotiniaceae
Product: rRNA methyltransferase NOP1
Exons: 4
Coding region: 1-972 (323 amino acids)
Biological process (GO): box C/D sno(s)RNA 3'-end processing; rRNA methylation
Cellular component (GO): small-subunit processome; box C/D methylation guide snoRNP complex; nucleolus
Molecular function (GO): rRNA methyltransferase activity; histone H2AQ104 methyltransferase activity; RNA binding
Source: RefSeq, a predicted model, not a curated record